UGAAUGUUUAAAAUUAGAGGUCAUUCACAUCUAUUAGUUAAUUAUCAACACUUUGCUAUUCACUUGAAGAAUAUUUAGUGAAUUCAUAAUUCAUUUAUUACAUUGAAAUGUUCUAUUGGUUGAUACAAAUGUCCUAAAUAUGAGAAAAUAUUGUCUAUUUUGUUAAAUAACGACAAAAGUAUAAAAACUAUUCAUUAUUUAAAUAAUGAGUGAUUUGUUUGAAGCGAUUGAAGCGGCGGUACAUCCGACCAAACAUUUGCAACUUAGGGCCACAAUGUCUGCACCCCUGGCCCUCAGCACACAGUCCAAUACUUUCAAAGUGAUACACAAAGAGACCAUCGCUUCCGAUGGCCACUCACCCGGUCUUUACCGACGUAUCAGCGCUACUAAAGACCUGUUGCGCGAACACAGCCAACAACUUGUGGUCAGCACAGGGGGAGGGGGACACAGGGCUGGCAGGGAUGGCAGGGAUGGCAGGGAUGGCAGCACUAGUCGUGGUAGGAGUGGUGGCGCCGGUUGUGGUUAUGGGUCGCGAGAGGGCGCCAGCCGUGGAUCGUGUGCUCAAGUGUUGGCCGCAAAGAUGGCUGAAGUGGGACCCAGUCUUAUGUCGGCGGCCAAUACGGCCAAUAACUUGAAUAACGGGAACAACUGGUCCAACAAUGUGGACGACUAUGAGGUCGGACAAGUGAUCGGUGUUGGCGCGACGGCUGCCGUGCAUACGGCCUAUUGUAAGCCGCGUCGGGAGAGAUGUGCCAUCAAGAAGAUCAAUCUGGAGAAGUGGAACACCUCUAUGGAUGAGUUACUCAAAGAGAUUCAGGCGAUGAGUGCCUGCAAUCACGACAAUGUGGUCACGUAUUACACGUCGUUUGUGGUUAAGGAGGAACUAUGGCUUGUCAUACGACUUCUCGGCGGUGGCUCUCUGUUAGAUAUAAUCAAACACCGGAUGAAGUGUGAAGACUGUCGCCACGGGGUGUUCGACGAGGCGACCAUCGCUACGGUGUUGAAGGAAGUGCUCAAAGGCUUGGAGUACUUCCACGCAAACGGACAAAUACAUCGAGACAUCAAAGCCGGCAAUAUUUUACUCGGAGACGACGGAUCCGUUCAAAUCGCCGACUUCGGUGUGAGCUCGUGGUUGGCGACGGGCGGCGAUCUGUCCCGACAGAAGUCACGGCACACUUUUGUGGGCACUCCGUGUUGGAUGGCUCCAGAGGUGAUGGAACAGGUGACUGGUUAUGACUUCAAAGCCGAUAUAUGGAGUUUUGGCAUAACUGCCAUUGAAUUAGUGACCGGAACCGCUCCCUAUCAUAAAUACCCGCCAAUGAAGGUGCUGAUGUUGACCCUCCAGAACGAGCCGCCAUCGCUGGAAUCGGUGUCGGAUGAAAGAGAUCAAUAUAAAAAUUAUGGCAAAUCCAUACGCAAACUGAUUAGCGAUUGUUUACAAAAAGAUCCGUCAAAGAGGCCGUCGUCUACAGAUAUUGAAGAGAGGGCUAAAAAAGCUAAGACCAGCCGAAGAGGACAGGGAGCCAGUGGUCGACUCCAUCGCACAGAAGCUGGCGAUUGGGUUUGGUCUUCAGAUGAAGACGACAGCCUUGAAAAGGAGACACCAGUGGCUGAAUGUGACGUGUCUUGCAAUGAGCGUAUUGUUGUUGUGCAACCAAACCAUGUUUGUGACCAUCAGGUGGACCACAUCGACCACAUUGAUGACAUGGUGACCAACAGUGAGCCCAUUGGCCACACUGUCACCGCUGUGACCGCUCACUGUGCCGUCAAUAGUGAACUCGUCUCGAAUCCAAUUAAUUUAGUCCUAAGAAUACGAAAUGCAAAGAAAGAACUCAAUGAUAUUAGGUUUGAGUUCACUGUAGAUAAAGUCGCCGCUAACCUCGAGAAACUCAUAUUAGAUCCGUCGGCCAAUAAAUCGAAUCCGUCAGAAUCUUCUGAAUUAUCGGACGAGAAAACACUGACCGGUUUCGCACAGUUAUCAGUCGCCGAUUAAUUAUAAUUAAUAAAUAAACCGAAUUUAUAAAAAUUUUAUUAAUAAAAUGUUUUGUGGAAACAAAACCAUUAUAUUUUGGGAGCGCU
Messenger RNA from Medioppia subpectinata, 2079 nucleotides. The record is from the annotation of a GenBank genome assembly. Lineage: Eukaryota; Metazoa; Arthropoda; Arachnida; Sarcoptiformes; Oppiidae.